Cololabis saira (Pacific saury) is the source of this 1010-nucleotide messenger RNA. RefSeq names its product neuferricin. Gene Ontology annotation, cellular component: endomembrane system; membrane. Lineage: Eukaryota; Metazoa; Chordata; Actinopteri; Beloniformes; Belonidae. Bases 114 to 872 code for a protein of 252 amino acids. The transcript has 4 exons. The record is from RefSeq and is a predicted model, not a curated record.
UGCCCGAAAAGUCGCUCUUGCGCAUGCGCUGAAGCGUUCCUCUCUUACGAAAACACCUGCGCCGUGACGAUUAAUUUUCAGUCAAAGGAAUGUGAACUGAUGUAAACAAUAGCAUGCUGACCUAUGCUGUUGCCGCUUUUUUAUCAGUGGCACUGGCAGUGUGGUUCAUCCCUUUCGAGUGGCACGUUAAACCUGCACAGGAACCCGUCCAGGGGCCCCCUGGGAGGCUCCUGAGUAGGCGGGAAUUGUCCCUGUACGACGGAGAGAAGGACAGCAAGGGCCUCUACCUGGCCUUACUGGGGCAGGUUUUCAAUGUACACAAGGGCUACAAGCAUUAUGGACCCGGUGGUGCUUAUCAGUCCAUGGCAGGUAAAGAUGCUUCACUGGCCUUCAUCACUGGGGACUUCACAGAGAGUGGCCUGACGGAUGAUGUGUCCAGUCUGUCCCCUCUGCAGAUGGUGGCCCUUUAUGACUGGCUGGCCUUCUAUCAGAGAGAGUACCAGGCAGUUGGGGUGUUGGCAGGCCAGUUCUAUGAUGAAAAUGGACAGCCCACAGAGGCCCUAUUGCGAGUGAAAGCACUGCUGGCAGAGGGACAGCGUAUCAAAGCCCAGUCUGAAGCUGAAAAAACACUAUUUCCAGCCUGCAACUCAGAGUGGAGUGCUGGAAAGGGUGGAAGGGUCUGGUGCUCCACUAAGAGCGGUGGAGUGAUGCGAGACUGGACCGGUGUCCCGCGGAAACGCUUCUCUCCGGGUUCCAGUGGAGAGCGCUGCGUCUGUGUUAAAGAUCCAUCCAUAGCAGAGGAAGAUCCCAACCUACAGAGAUACAACGGCUGCCCUCCACAUGCUGACUCAUGCCCUGUAAGAGAGGACUAGUCUCUGGGUCGACCCCCUAAAAUUGACCAAUUCCCCACCGCUUUUUAAAAGCACAAAACUUUAGAAAAGACAAGGACUUAAGCCAGUAAAACCAAGUUGUUGUUUUUUUAUAUGCAAUAAAAUGAUUAAUGAAAACAC